AUGCGCCAAACCUUUUUGGAAAUUGAACAGAAGCUCUUCGGUCUCUCGAAGGAAGAAGAGUUGGAUGGGAUUUCGAUGCAGAGUGAAGAGUUUUUUGAUCUCGUUACUGAAAUUCUCUACCAGAUCGCCAGAAAACUGAAACCCCUUUCGAACCCCCCAGAAGCAAAGCCCUCCCUAGACAGUAGAAUUGCCACCGUUCCAAGUUCCGCUCCGACCAUUAGGCUUCCCGAAAUCUCGUUGCCCAAGUUCAACGGCCAUUACGACCAGUGGAUUUACUUCCGCAACCAGUUCAACCAUCUUGUUCGGCGCAACGAGGCCCUAAACGAUCAUCAGCGUCUCCACUAUUUGCGCUCUUGCCUUGUCGGGGAAGCUGAGAACUUCGAGUCGUCGGAAGAGUCGUUCUCGUCGUUGUGGAAAGCCCUCGAACAGGAGUUCGAGAACCGGCGCUGGCUGGUAGACAACCAUCUUGCGGAACUGUUCCAGAUCAAGCGGUUGGAGUUCGAGUCGGCGAACGAUCUGCAUCAGCUGCUGAACGUCGUCCAAAGGAACCUUCGUGGCUUGUCCUCUUUGAAGCUUAACCUCGAACCCCUUUCCGAAGCAAUGCUAGUCCACGUUGUUGCUUCCCGUCUCGAUGGUGACACGCACAAGGCUUUCGAAUCCCACGUGGUCGGCCAGAGUUCUGUCAAGUGGAGUGAAAUGGUCGACUUCCUGUUGAAUCGCUGUCGCAUUUUGGAGAACCUGGAGCAAGAACGUAAGCAAACCCGUGUACACCCGAAGCCAGUCGGAGCUAGGCUGCAACCGAAGGUGUUGGUGAGCGCCACCCGUGAUGAGGAGAAGAGGAAUUUCGGUUGUUUCAACUGCACAGGUAGCCAUUACAUCAACGAGUGUCGCAGCUUCCUCGCUCUGCCUGUGAAGCAGCGGUUCCAGAGGGUCAAGGAUUUGAAAUUGUGCAUCAACUGUUUCUCCAAUCGCCACAUUGUCGCCAAUUGCAAGAGUGGUACCUGCAAGUCUUGUGGCCAACGUCACAACACGCUUCUCCAUUUCGACCCCAAGAUGCCAGGUGAAGGAACGUCGUCGCAGUCUAGUGCAUCGUCGGUUCGCCCUAGAGCAAUCCAGAACAAGCCCGAGCAAGAUCGGGAUCGCGUCGGUCUGUGUGCUCUGACUUCUCCAGACGCUGCUCGUGAACAACCCGCGCCCGGACCAGAGGCGCGCCUUGUCGACCCCGCUCUAGAUUCGAAGAAGACGUCCGGACCAGUGGCGUCAGAGGAUCGAUCAGUUGAACCAAAGUCGCCCUCCAAGAAGGUUCAGUUGAUCUCGACGAGCGGACAAGCACUGCUGCACACUGCGAUCGUGUACGUUCAAGGAUCAAACGGGGAAGUCCAAGAGUGUCGUGCGGUCCUGGACUCGUGUGCAAUGUGUUCGUUCAUGACGACUGCGUGUGCUCAACGUCUGCGACUCAAAACGUUCCCUGCUAGUGUUUCGAUUGUCGGAUUCGGUGGAGCAGGCCAUGGAAUCACCGAAGCAGCUGUCGCUCACGUUUUCUCGAAACCGUCUGUGAUCGAACACCAAGAAGUCGUUGUUGAGUUUCUCGUCGCUCCGUGCAUCGUUAACCGGUUGCCUUUGCGCUCGUUCGACAUCUCAAGCUGGAUCAUACCGGAGUGGAUUGACCUCGCAGACCCCCACUUCAACCAUCCGGAGAAGAUCGACAUCCUGUUUGGCAUCGUUGAGUGGGAUAAGAUGAUGUUGAGCCAGACCCAUAAACUCGGCGACGAGUUGCCUACGCUGCGACGAACAAUCUUCGGAUGGGUCGCAGGAGGACCGGUGAACGAGGAGGUCAACUAUCCUACACUGCAAGCUCUGCCGGUAACGAACGAACAGCUGGACGAACAACUGACCAAGUUCUGGGAAGUCGAAAGCUACAGCACGGAACGCUUCCUUUCCCCCGAAGAACAAGCUGCUGAGGAUCACUUUGUGACCACCCACUGUCGAGAUGAAAAAGGUCGUUACGUCGUCGCCUUGCCGUUCAAGGAGGAGGAGGUCAAGCUCGGAGACUCGGCACACAUUGCUCACCGUCGUUUUUUGAUGCUGGAAGCGAAGCUGAUCAAGGACCGGAAGCUGUACGACGACUACAGGAAGUUCAUGCAGGAGUACAUCGACCUGGGGCACAUGGAAAGAGUUGGCACUUUCUCUCUCGCUGAACCACAAGAAAUGCCCUACUACUUUUUGCCGCAUCACGCCGUCGUCCGACCCGAAAGCAGUACCACCAAACUACGGGUUGUUUUUGAUGCCUCGGCGAAAUCCAGCAACGGACAGUCCCUGAACGACCAACUCUUGGUAGGACCGACCCUCCAACCCCGCCUGAUCGACAAUCUGCUCAGUUUUCGAACGUACAAAGUCGCAGUCACCUCGGACGUCGCAAAAAUGUUCCGGCAAAUCGAUGUCCGAAAAGAAGAUCGUCGAUUCCAGCAGAUCCUGUGGCGAACCAGUCCCGACGAAGACAUCGGCGUCUAUCAACUGACGACAGUCACCUAUGGCACCGCUUGCGCUCCCUUUUUGGCAACCCGGGCAUUGCUGCAAACCUGUAUCGACGAAGCUGAGCAUUUCCCCCUCGCAGCGGUCUUCGGCAAGAACUCGGUGUACAUGGACGACGUGCUUUUUGGAGCCGAAACAGUCGAAGAAGCCCUUGAAAUGCAGCGGCAGUUGACCGGAAUGCUCGGUAAGGCGGGAUUCGAGUUGCACAAGUGGUGUUCUAACCGCAGCGAACUAUUGGCCGGCAUACCAGAGGACAAACUAGAGCAGAAAGUGCUAUUCACCGAAGAAGGCAAAACCAAGGCCCUCGGGAUUACCUGGCAACUCGAUCUCGACGUCUUCAGUUUCGACAUCCACUCGAUUGCGUUUUCGGAAGGACCUCCAACUAAGCGCAAAGUUCUCUCGGACAUCUCAAAGUUCUUCGAUCCGUGUGGACUAGCAGCUCCAGUGGUCAUGACGGGCAAAAUCUACAUGCAAGACCUGUGGCGAGGAAAGAAGAAGUGGGACGUUGCACUCAAGGAAGAUCUGGCCAAGCUGUGGAUCGAGUACAGGGACGAGUUGUCGGAGAUGAAAACCAUCAGGAUCAGUCGCUGUGUGCUUCCCCUUCGUAGAACGGUCUUUGUCGAGUUGAUUGGGUUCAGCGAUGCGUCGCAAAAGGGCUAUGGGGCAAAUUUGUACGUACGAUCAGUAAACCACGAAGGUCAAACCGCAAUUCGUUUGUUGUGCGCUAAGUCGCACGUCGCACCGCUUAAAGAAAAAAGAGCCUUGAUUCCGCGCUUAGAAAUUUGUGGAUGUGUGAAGCUCGCUCAACUAGUCGACAAAGUAAAACGAUCACUACCAAUUGAAUUCGACCGCAUAACUUGCUACACGGAUUCCAUGAUCGCCUUGAGUUGGAUCAACAUCUGUCCAAGCAAACUUGAACCGUUCAUCGCCAACCGAGUUGCUCGGAUUUUGCGAUUGACCAACAAGAUCGACUGGUUCCACUGCCGGACCGAGGACAAUCCGGCGGAUCUGCUCUCGCGUGGGAUCAUGCCUGGAAAACUAGCAACGUGCGGAAAGUGGUGGAAGGGUCCGCCAUUCAUGAUCGACCACAAGAGACCAACCAGUGUGCAGCUCAUCCCUGAAGAUCAACUUCCGGGACUACUCGUCGUCUGCGCCGUGGAAACGGUGGAGAGAUUUUCGCUGUUCGACAACUGCGAGAAGUACUUCACCAUGGUUCGAGCCGUCGCACGGAUCCAGCGCUGGCACCAGAACGCGUGCAAACGGAGUCCAGAGAAUCGUCGCCACGGUCGUCUGUUCAGCCCAGAGGAGAUGCGUCGAGCCACGCUGGCCCUCGUUCGUCUCGCACAGGAGGAAGCCUUUCCGGAAGUAUUCGCCCAAUUGCGCAAAAAGGUAACCCUCCAGAACCACUCGCUAAUCCCGCUUUCCCCAUUCACAGAUGACCGCGACGUCCUCAGGGUCGGAGGACGCCUCUCCAAGUCGUCCUGCUCGUACGACACGAAACACCAGAUGAUCCUGCCACAGAAACAUCCCUUAACUGUUGCCAUCAUCCGCGAUAAGCAUACGCAAAACAUGCACGCCGGAAUCGAGCUGACCUUAGCUGCCACUCGAAGGGAGUUCUGGAUCAUCCGUGGGAGAGUCGCGGUCAAAGAUAUGAUUGGGAAGUGCGUCGUGUGCUUCGAAGACAACCCUCGCCCAGUUCGCCAGUACAUGGGAGACCUGCCUGCGUGCCGCCUGGAAGGACGGUACCCAUUCCAUCAAGUCGGAAUCGAUCUCUGUGGACCAGUUUUCAUCAAGCAGCGCAACAAACGGUCGACUGUUCAACACAAGGCCUGGAUCGUGCUGUUCGUCUGCCUGUCGACAAAGGCAAUCCAUCUCGAGCUCGUCAGCGAGUUGUCAACGGCGGCCUUCCUAGCCGCUUUCGAUCGUUUCGUCAGUCGUCGCGGUCGCCCUGCUGUUGUUUGGACCGACAACGGCACCAACUUUGUCGGCGCUGCUAACCUGCUUGCGGAGUGGGACAAGUUUUUCGCGAGUGUCGAUACCCAAGACGAGAUUCAACGCGCCCACAGCAACGAGAUCACCUGGCGAUUCAACCCCCCGGAGGCCCCACACUUUGGCGGGAUCUGGGAAUCGAACAUCAAGCAGGCCAAAAAGUUACUGGUGAAGCACACGGCGGGAGCAGCCCUAUGUUUCGAAGAGAUGUCGACGGUACUCGCACGUAUCGAAGCAAUCCUCAACUCUCGUCCGAUUACGCCACUCUCGAACGACCCGGAGGAUUUCGAGCCACUAACACCCGGACAUUUCUUGGUGUUUCGUCCGCUGAACGCUGUCGCACGUCCCGAGGUCGACCGAACCAAGCACGCACGAUCACGAUACGAGCACAUCACUAAAAUCGUGCAACACUUCUGGGAUCGCUGGCACUUCGAGUACCUGACGUCGUUGCAGCAGAGGUACAAGUGGCACCACAAAAUCGUCGUUGAAGUUGGACAGCUGGUGCUGAUCAAGCGGGACAACAUGCCGGUGCAGAAGUGGCUACUCGGUCGAGUCGUUGAGCUGUUCCCUGGCGUUGACGGAGUCACGCGUGUCGUCAAGGUCAAGACCAAGGAUGGGAUCCUUAAGCGAGCGGUUGCAAAGCUGUGCUUCCUUCCAAUCGACCCCGAGAACGGUGUUGAAAGCGCAGCCUUUCAAAGGCGGGAGGAUGUUUAA
This is a messenger RNA of Culex quinquefasciatus (southern house mosquito), 5235 nucleotides long. RefSeq lists its product as uncharacterized. Lineage: Eukaryota; Metazoa; Arthropoda; Insecta; Diptera; Culicidae. The record is from RefSeq and is a predicted model, not a curated record. Gene Ontology annotation, molecular function: nucleic acid binding. The coding region runs from base 1 to 5235 and encodes 1744 amino acids. The transcript has a single exon. Gene Ontology annotation, biological process: DNA integration.